AUGGCCGACGAGAAAUCCUCCAAGGCUCAGUCGCCCGAGCGAGAGCAACCUGAAGGGGCGGUUGAAGGUUCCGCGGUGGAACAGGGUAGUGAGAGUACUCCCAAGGAAACAAAAGCGGAAGGCCAAGAACAGGGCGGGGACUCUAAGGCGCGACAAAGACAAGAGAGAUUCAAAGCCCUCCAGGCCCGCGCGAAAUCCGCCGCCGAACGUAACUUGAAAGAGACUGCAGCCGAGACCCAACGCCUAGCAACCGACCCGUCCUUGGUCUCCUCGCUCUCGCGCAAACACGCGUUUGCCUCUCAUAAUCUACUCAAAGCCGACACCGAAGCCUCCGGGGAGGAUUUUGAACGCAAGCGAGCAUGGGACUGGACCGUUGACGAAUCCGAAAAGUGGGACAAACGUAUGGAGAAGAAACAGCGCCACCGUGAUGACGUUGCCUUCCAGGAUUACACGCAAGAUGCGCGCAAGGUGUAUAAGAGGCAGCUACGCGAGAUGCAGCCUAACCUGGAGGGAUACGAGAGGGAGAAGAUGGCAGCGAUCGAAAAGGCUGCCGCCAACGGUGAUCUAGAAAUUGUCGAAACAAACGACGGUGAAAUGAUCGCAGUUGAUAAAAAUGGCUCCUUCUACUCCACGGCGGACAGCGUUGGCUUCACCGAGAACAAGCCUGAUCGAGCAGCUGUUGACAAGCUUGUCUCGGAUCUGAGGAAGGCCGAGGAAGUCCGACUUAAGAAACGGAGGGAUCGCCGUGGUGACGAUGACGCCGACGUCACCUACAUCAACGAGAAGAACAAACAGUUCAACCAGAAAUUGUCACGCUUCUACAACAAGUACACUACCGAGAUUCGCGACAGUUUCGAGCGUGGUACUAUGAUUUGA
Aspergillus steynii IBT 23096 is the source of this 876-nucleotide messenger RNA. Its product is annotated as pre-mRNA-splicing factor SYF2. The coding region runs from base 1 to 876 and encodes 291 amino acids. The transcript is spliced from 3 exons. Gene Ontology annotation, cellular component: catalytic step 2 spliceosome; Prp19 complex; post-mRNA release spliceosomal complex. The record is from RefSeq and is a predicted model, not a curated record. Lineage: Eukaryota; Fungi; Ascomycota; Eurotiomycetes; Eurotiales; Aspergillaceae.